Porites evermanni is the source of this 803-nucleotide messenger RNA. Lineage: Eukaryota; Metazoa; Cnidaria; Anthozoa; Scleractinia; Poritidae. The record is from the annotation of a GenBank genome assembly.
AUGUUAGCACGGUGGGGGUCGAGUCAACUAAACUUAGGGAAAGUUCGAGAGGAGUCAACCAAAUUCGGUGACGAGUCAACCAAAGUUCGGGACGACUCGACCAAAGAUCGGGACGAGUCAUCUAAAGUGAGGAACGAAUUGCCAAAAGUUGAGGAAGAGUCAUCCCAAGUCGGGACCUUUACUAGCAAACCGACGAAUGGUAUGGCAGGGGAAGAAAUGCUCAAAGAAGGUGAAAGUCGAACCUGAUAGCCCGACUCUUUUCACGUAGAUAACGUUAAUGGGGAGUUAUGGAACAGUGUUGAGAAAUAUAUCAUAAAAGAACAGUGUAGCAUACCAAGAUUUGCGCAUUACUUUUUCUAAGCUAUAUUGCUGUAUACAAUAACAGGUGGCUCAAUCUAAAGCCCCAGAAUUCAGUUUAAGGUAUCUUAUUAGUCAGAAGCUCAGUAUAAAGUUGUUCCUCCCUCACUCGCCGGCCUUUUUCUCCUCUUUCACCUGAACUGUGGAACACCUCUCAACGGACAGCCGUGUAUAACGGACAGUUUUGUUUGUCCAGUUUCCCGUUUGAGUCAACUCAAAGGUUUUUUACCAUUUUCAUGGGCAAACCGGUCGGUUCACAGUUUCGGCAAAUGGAAAGCGAAAUUCAGGACUGGUAAAUUUCAUUCGGGAAUCGCGUUUGCCAUUUGUACGAAUCAGUUCCAUUUACCGGAAAACGACUGCGAAGGCCUGAAACUGGUAUCAAAGAUGGCUUUGAAGAAAUGGAACACGAAUUUCCGUUUGGAACAUUCCGACCGGAAAAACAGAAC